AUGAAGGUCCUUGUAUUUGGCGUGACUGGCAAUGCCGGCAAAGAGAUUGUCAACCACUGCUUUGCAGACGAGCGCAUCACCAAGGUCGCCAUCGUAACGAGGAAAGCGGUAUCAAUCGACAUUGAAAGUCACCCCAAGGCCGAGGUCGUCAUGCAUCAGGAUUUUUCCCAAUAUCCCGAGGACAUGAUGCGCCGGUUUGAAGGGGCCGAAGCAUGCUUAUGGGCGAUUGGCGGAAGGGUGAACCAGUUCAACAACGACAAGGAGCUGUGCCGCAAAGUGGGCGUUGAGUUUACGCUGGCGGCUGCGAAUGCAAUGUUGAAAUACCUUGCCGACAAGGUUCCCCAGGGCAAGAAGUUCCGCUUCGUCUUCUGCAGCGGCAAGUACUCGGAGUGGAAUCAGAAGAGGCCUCUUCUCUUCUUGGCCGACUCGCGCCGUAUCAAGGGGGAGGUCGAGAAGGGAUUGUGCGAAAUCGCCGACGAAAACGCCGACAAGUUCGAGACGUGGAUCUUACGGCCAUCCGGCUUCAUCGAACCCAACGCCCCCUUGUCCAAGAGGCUCGUCGGCAGCCUCUACGGCGCCAUCACGACCACUCAAGUCGGCAAAGCAAUGGUCAAGGUGGCUUGUGAGGGGUGGAAGGACAGGAUCAUUGAGAAUGAUGUGCUUCUCAAGAUGUAA
Trichoderma reesei QM6a is the source of this 675-nucleotide messenger RNA. RefSeq lists its product as uncharacterized. Bases 1 to 675 code for a protein of 224 amino acids. The transcript is spliced from 2 exons. The record is from RefSeq and is a predicted model, not a curated record. NCBI's taxonomy places the organism in Eukaryota, Fungi, Ascomycota, Sordariomycetes, Hypocreales, Hypocreaceae.